Messenger RNA from Girardinichthys multiradiatus, 3271 nucleotides. RefSeq names its product kinesin light chain 3 (gene klc3). Lineage: Eukaryota; Metazoa; Chordata; Actinopteri; Cyprinodontiformes; Goodeidae. Gene Ontology annotation, cellular component: membrane-bounded organelle; cytoplasm; kinesin complex. Gene Ontology annotation, molecular function: kinesin binding. The transcript is spliced from 14 exons. The record is from RefSeq and is a predicted model, not a curated record. Gene Ontology annotation, biological process: axo-dendritic transport. Bases 265 to 1797 code for a protein of 510 amino acids.
UGAAGCUGUUUGCUAACGGGAGGGGCUGUCAGUCGAAGAAGCGACAGGUGAAUGAUUUACAACCUCCAGUUUUCACCUGUCCAACAGUCAAUUAACUUAAUGAAACCGAAGGUGAACCUGUUCAGCUGUUUCUGACAGCUUUGGGCUUUCAACGAAAAUUGACCUUUUGUUACUUAAAUUGUGGCCAAGGGGACGAAACCACAACGGAGGAGCUUUGCUCAGCAGGUCAGUUGCAGGUAGAGCAGCAACACCAAAGCAGGGACCAUGUUGUCGGCGGAGGAGAUCCUGUGCAGCACACAGCAAGUGAUCGCUGGGCUGGAAGCUCUGAGAGGGGAGAACUGCAGCCUGCUGGGGAACCUACAGGAGGCGAUGGAGAGCCGGCCGGCAUCUGAAAGUGGCGGCUUGGAGCAGGAGAAGAGCAGCAUCAUCCAAAAGUCACUGGAGAAGAUCGAGUUGGGGCUGAGCGAGGCGCAGGUGAUGAUGGCUUUGUCGGCUCAUCUCGGUUCCCUGGAGGCAGAGAAGCAAAAGCUGCGAGCUCAAGUGCGUCGUCUUGUUCAGGAGAACCAGUGGCUGAGGGACGAGCUGGCCAGCGCUCAGCAGCGGCUGCAGGACAAGGAGCAGGAGGUGGUCACCCUGGAGGAGCAAAACAAACACCUGCAGUUCAUGUCCUCCAUACGCAAAUACGACCAGGAUGAGCCUCCUUUGGACGAGAAAGAAACCUCCUCCAACAAGGAGUCUCUGGAUGAUUUGUUUCCUGCAGAGGAUGAGGAACAGUCUCAGAUGUCCCAGCCUCACCACAGCAGUGCAGCCGCCGCCGCACAGCAGGGUGGCUACGAGAUCCCGGCCCGCCUUCGAACGCUCCACAACCUGGUCAUCCAGUACGCAUCUCAGGGACGGUAUGAGGUCGCCGUGCCGCUCUGCAAACAGGCUUUGGAAGACCUGGAGAAGUCCUCAGGCCACACCCACCCGGAUGUAGCAACCAUGCUCAACAUACUGGCUCUGGUGUACAGAGAUCAGAACAAAUACAAAGAGGCAGCGAACCUUCUGAACGAUGCUUUGGAGAUCAGGGAGAAAACUCUUGGGAUGGAUCAUCCAGCUGUGGCAGCGACACUGAACAACCUGGCUGUGCUUUAUGGUAAAAGAGGAAAAUAUAAAGAAGCAGAGCCACUUUGUAAAAGAGCUCUUGAGAUCAGAGAGAAGGUUCUGGGUACAGACCACCCCGACGUGGCCAAGCAGCUGAACAACUUGGCUCUGCUGUGUCAGAACCAGGGGAAGUACCAGGAAGUGGAGCAGUACUACGAACGUGCUCUGCACAUUUAUCAGAGCAAACUGGGACCAGACGAUGCCAACGUGGCAAAGACCAAGAACAACCUGGCAUCAUGUUAUCUGAAACAGGGGAAAUACAGACAAGCUGAAGCUCUUUACAAAGAGAUUCUGACCAGAGCUCAUGAAAACGAGUUUGGAUCUGUGGAAGGUGACGGACGUCCUCGCUGGUCCAGUGUGGAGGACGGCAGCUCCACGCAGGACGGACUCAAGCGCAGCAGCUCCUUCACCAAGCUCAGGGAGUCGAUACGUCGAAGCAGCGAGAAACUGGUGCGCAAACUAAAAGGAGUUGGAAUAGAGGAGAUGACCCCGAGGAAUGCUGGGAUGAAGAGGGCAAACUCCCUGAAUGUGUUGAAUGUUGGAACCAGAGACAAUCUGGAUGGCACCCAGUCAAGUCACCUGACCGACAGUCGAGGCUUGAGCUGCAGCACGCAGAGUCUGAACAGACGAGGCUCACUCGGUGGGACCAGUUAACACACAAAUAACGUACAAAUGUUUUAAAUACAAGAAGAACCGAAGGAAUGUUUAAAAACUGGAAAACAUGCGGCUCUGAAUCAACAUCAAGAGGAUUCCCCUGAGAGACUCUAAAAGAAAAAAUGAGAUGGUCAUUGCAAAAUCAAGAAUCCAGGCUGACAGUUUAUUUAUGACUCAUUUUAAAAUAACAAAUCUUUCUGAUUUGUUUAUAUGAGAAAAUUUUAAUUGGUUUUAUGAGUAGACUUGUCCUUAGGGUGCCGUAACACUGGACCAAGGCUGUACCACUAGGCUGUACCAGAAUGGGAGAGGUCUUUGGAGGAUCUUCUUGAGCGUAUCAAGAACCCAGUGGCUCCUCUUGUGUUUAAAGGAUCCACAAAUCUUCCAUAGUGACGUUGUGGUGGUUUAAUGCAAAAGUGGAAAGGUUAUUGGGAGUUCUGGGUGGAGCGAAGGGAGGCUUACUGGCAGCAUAUCAAUGGUGGAUGAGGACAAAUCUACGGCUGUUGAGAGUUUGAAGAUGGAGUGCAGACGUGCUAGCUGUAGCUGUAGUGUACUGCUGGUGACCUCUUAGCAUGCAGCUGUGUCCAGAUGUGCUCCUCCAGGGCUGCGUCGGUGUGGAGCCUUAAAGGCUAGUGGUGAGGUAUUAUUACUGCAUCUGAUUUAAAGCAUUUUUAGAAUUUCUAGUUUUUAAACUUACUGUUUUUAUAAAGAUGGAAGACAAAACAUGUUUUUUUUUUUUUUGCUACUCUUUCAUCAAGAAAGUGUGAUGAAAGCAAAAGUUUAAGUAGACUAGGGCUGAAACAAAGACGUGCCUGCAGCCCAGGGCAGUUGAUGUUCCAGCUCCAUCUUUUACAUGACUCAAAUAUAGUAGUUCUUUCACUUCAGACACUUUUAUGCUUUUUCAUCUGCUAAAAGAAUGUCGAAACAGUCCUGGUUUCUAACCCAAUCAGCAAAUUAUCAGAUUAACAUGGAGAUAUGCUAUGACUGUUUGUAGCAGUUACACUCAUUGCAGUACCUCUUCUAAACAAUAGGUGUCGCUGUCAAGAAUAAUAACACUACAGCUGAAAUUUACAGUUUGUAGACACAAACACUAAUAUUUUUACAGUCUGGAAAAGUUUCCAUACUUUUCUAUCCAUCUGUCUAAAAGUUGUGCUUCCUCCUAUAAUUUCUGGUGUCCUUUGUUCCUCCUUUAUUCCUCCCUCCCUUGUGUCCUUUUUCCUUAUUUCCUUCCUUCUCCUUCUAUUGCCAUUCUUGCCUUCCUUCUUUCCUUGCAUACUUGUUUCCCCAUCAUCCCUCCUUGAUUCCUCCUUCCAGUUCACAUAUUUAAAACCUGCCAGCUGUAGAAAUAUUUGCCAUAAAUUUAUGGUGAACUUUAGUAUACAGGUCCUUCUCAAAAAAUUAGCAUAUUGUGAUAAAGUUCAUUAUUUUCCAUAAUGUCAUGAUGAAAAUUUAACAUUCAUAUAUUUUAGAUUCAUUG